This is a messenger RNA of Saccostrea echinata, 15235 nucleotides long. RefSeq lists its product as uncharacterized. The coding region runs from base 1 to 14523 and encodes 4840 amino acids. Gene Ontology annotation, molecular function: protein binding; ATP hydrolysis activity. The record is from RefSeq and is a predicted model, not a curated record. The transcript has 31 exons. Lineage: Eukaryota; Metazoa; Mollusca; Bivalvia; Ostreida; Ostreidae.
AUGGAGAGACUGAACAGUUCCAACCAUCCUCAGUUCCAUCUGAAGAGAAUCGGACCAGCUCCUAAUAGACCAAGGGUGGUUUCUGUCAUGGAUUUUUAUAAGGUAACAAGUAUCAUUGGACGGAAUGGUCUAGAGGUUGAUUUCUACAUUGAUUCGGACACCAGAGUGCAGUCACAGAUGAUUUCCCGAAUUCAUGCUCGAGUGGUUAUACAACCAAACAAUGACCACAAAUUGUUUGAUGAUAGUUUGAAUGGUGUCUUUGUGAACCAUAUUAAGAUAAGAGGGAAUGUUAUAUUAUCUGAGGGGGAUAGAGUGACCUUUGGCCAUCCUGUUGGACGAGACAUUCCAUUUGGGACGUGGGAAAGACAGGUCAACAACCACCAUCAAUUUAUCUUUGAAAAGUGUUGCUGUGAAUUAAAACCUACUAAAAAAACUCCAGUGAAAGGACAAUUUGCUGUUCCUAAGAAACUGACUCCCAAGAAGUUGGCUUCCAAAAGAGAGAGAAAUCAAACUCGGACAUUUACCAAGAAAGAUAUUUUAACACUUAAGAGAAAAAGUGAAGAAGCAGCAGCUGUUACAGGGACAGACAAUAACUCAACAGUAUCACAGACUGACGACAUGAAAAUUCCCCAGACAACAACCUCCUCCUCAGGAGGCAUAGAGAAGUCAUCCACUGAGAAGCCUAUGGAAAUCUGUCCUCGUGAUACAGAAAUUCUUUAUCAAAGAAUCCCAAAUGAAGAGUCUGGAGCAGAAGAAGCUCUAUUAUCAGAUAAAGAAUCUCGAAAGAAAACUGGAAUACAUACCGAGUCAAAUCACAGUGAUGAGAAUGCACCAUUACAAACAGAUCAUGAUGUUCUAGCAAGUCCAGAGGAUAGAAUUCCUGUUUUAGCAGGUCCAGUGGACAGAGCGCCUGUUCUACAAAGUCCAGAGGAAAGGGCACCUGCACUAGCAAGUCAAGAGGACAGAGCAACUGUUCUACAAAGUCCAGAGGACAGGGCACCUGCACUAGCAAGUCAAGAGGACAGAGCAACUGUUCUACAAAGUCCAGAGGACAGGGCACCUGCACUAGCAAGUCCAGAGGACAAGGCACCUUUUCUACCAAAUCAAGAGGUCAGAAAAUCUAUUCUAGCAAGGAUAGAGGACAGGGGACCUGAUCAAACAACUCCAGAGAAAACUUCACCUGUUCAAGCAAGUCCAGAGGACAGAGCACUUGUUUUACUAAGUCAAGAGAACAAAACAGCUGUUCUAGCAAUUCAAGAGGACAGAGCACCUGUUCUACUACUUUCAGAGGACAGGGCACCUGUUCUUCGAAGUCAAGAGGCUGGAGCAUUUAUUGUAGCAAGUCAUGGAGCACCUUUUCUAGCAAGUCAAGAAGAUGAAGCUCAUGUUUUAGCAAGUCAAGAGGACAGAGUACCCAUUCUACCAAGUCCAGAGGAGAAAACACCUAAAUUAGCAAGUCAAGAGGAGAAAACAUCUGUGCUAGGAAGUCCAGAGAACAGGGUACCCAUUCUUGGUAGUCAAGAGGACAGAGCAUCUGUUUUGGUAAGUCCAGAGGACAGGGUAUUUGUUUUAGCAAAUCUAGAGGUCAUGACAUCUGUUUUAACAAGUCCAGAGGACAAAACACCUGCUUUAGGAAGUCCAGAGGACAUGACACUUGCUCUAGCAAGUCAAGAAAACACAGGCCCUGUUUUACCAAGUCCAGAAUACAGAGCACCUGUUCUUCCAAUUCAAGAGGAUGGAGCAAGUGUUCUAGUGAAUCAACAGGCCAGAACACCUGUUUUAGCAAGUUCAGAGGACAGAACACCUGUUCCAGGAAGCCAAGAUUACAAUCCUCAUAUUUUAGCAAGUCCAGAAGACAAAAUACCCAUUCUACCAGGUCCAGAUUAUAAUACACCUGAACUGGCAAGUCCAGAGGACAGAGCACCUGUUCUACCAAAUCAGGAGGACACAACACUUGUUCUAGAGAGUCAAGAGGACAAGACAUCCUUUCCAGCAAGUCCAGAAGUUAAGACAUCCCUUCUAGCAAGUCUAGAGGACAGAGCACCUGUUCUGGCAAGUCCAGAGGACAAGGCACCUGUUCUAGCAAGUCCAGUGGACAGAGCACCUGUUCAAGCAUGUCAAGAGAACAAAGCACACUAUUCUGCAGAUCAAGUGGACAAAACACCUUUAUUAGAAAGUCAAGAGGACAGAGCACCUGUUCUAGCAAGUCCAGAGAACAAAACAUCUGUACUAGCAAUUCAAAAGGACAGAGCCCCUGUUCUAUCAUAUCCAGAGGACAGAGUACCUGUUCUAGCAAGUCCAGAGAACAAAACAUCUGUACUAGUAAUUCAAAAUGACAGAGCACCUGUUCUAUCAUAUCCAGAGGAUAGAGCAUCUUUUCUAUCAUGUCCAGAGGACAGGUCACUUAUUGAAGCAACCCCAGAGGACAGAGCACCUGUUCUAGCAACCAUACCUAGUCAAGAGGAUGAGGCACCUUCUGAUGGAGAUUUAGAAAUGGUUUCUUGUCCAGUUACCAUGCAGAUUGCUACAAGAGAAAAAGCAGUGGAUAGUCAAACUUGUCCAGAGACUGAGUCUUCAGUUCAGCAGGAAGAUGCAGCACAAACAAAAAACAUGAAUACUAAUUCACCUGACAUAAGUAAUUCAUCUGAACUGAGUUGGUCCUCUCAUCAGGAGCAGAAUGCAGAGACAGUCAGUACUACAGUUAAGGAAAUACUUAAGAAACCAUGUGAACCUGAAAUUGAGAAAGAAAAGAAUUUAGACUUGUUACAAAGUUGUGAUGAAUAUGAGUCUGCCACAGACAGUAAUACAAGUAAUCUUUUAUAUGAAUCAGAAAGUAAACCUGAUUUUGUUUCUCAUGAGAUGGUUACUACUGUAUAUGCUAAUGAAGUGACUCUUUCAGCUGAAAAUAACUUAGAUGGAUCUCGAUUCGUUUUGUCAGACUCAAUAGAUUAUACCUAUGAUGAAUCUGAGAUGGACAAUGAUUUCUUAUUUGAUGAAACUGAUGACAGAGUUGUUGUAAAUGAGGUGCAAGAACAGGAGGCAGAUGUUGAGAAAGAGAAUGAAAAUGAUAUUCUGAUGGAAAAAGAUGUGGUAGAGGGUCUUCAUGGAUCUCCUCAGAAGCUGACUUCUCUGUGUGAUGGAAAUGGCCAACAUCAAAGUGUAGAACUUCAACAGGUAUUUACUUCUGAAAAGGAUGGUAUUUAUACAAGUGAUAAAGAAGAAUUCAGAAAUGCAGCAUUAACUUUUGAAAAGUAUGGAAAAGGUGCAGAUCAAGAAGAAUAUAUACAGACAGCAGUGACAUCUGUUCUAGAUCAAAGUGGUGAAGACUGUAUUCAGGAGUUAACCUCUGAGAAGGAUGUUUAUGAACAAGAUCAGAGUAAAGAAGAGGAUGAACAGACAGUUACUUCUCAGAAGGAUGUGUAUGAACAAGAUCUGAGUAAAGAAGAGGGUGUACACACUGUUACUUCUCAGAAGAAAAUCCAGGAAUCAGCAAAGAGUAAUCAAGAGUUUGUAGAAGCAACAACAUCCAAGAAUAAUGUGUAUGAAUCAGAUAAGAAGAUUGAUGAGGGUGCACAGGCCUUUUCAGAUCGGGGUAAAGAGGAAGAACAGGCAUAUUCCUGUGCUAUUGAGAAAAAUUUAUAUGAACCAAAUCAGAGUAAUGAAGAAGUUGUACAGGCAACAACAUCUGAGAAGAGUUUUUAUGAACCUGAGAAGAGAGUAAAUAAACCAGAUAAGAAUGUUGAAAAAUGUGAACAGGCAGCAGUAACAUCAAAAAGCCAUAAUGAAAACCUAAAUGUAGAUGAGCCAGUGUUGACUAUUUCUCCACAGAAAGUGACCAGGACCAGCUUUCUGUUAGCAGACUCUGUAGACUACAGUGUAAAUGAUUGGGUGGAUGAAGAUAAAGCAGAGAAUGAGGAAGACAAUGUGGAGGAUAAAGAUAGAGCAGAGAUUGAGGAAGACAGUGGGGAGGAUGCUGUACAGACAGAAACCAAAAAUGUAACAGAAGAGUUCAAUUGUACUGAAGGUGACGGGGAAGAAAAAUGUUUUAAUGAUAACGAUGAUGGAUUUAGUGAAGUAUGGGAAGAAGAAGUGAUGAUGAGCAUGGAAGAUGAAGAAGUGAGGGAAGGAUAUCAGAACAAAGAGAUGAAGACUGGGAAGGACAUUAUUAGUGAAGAGAUGAUAGAAAGUAUAGAACAGAAUAUAGAUCGGGAUGACAUGGAAAAUGUCAGGAAAGGGGAAGAUCAGAGUGAGGAGGAAGGGAAGAAGAGUGUGAAGAAGCAAGAAGAGGAGGGAGAACAAUUAAAUGAGAAAAUACUAAAGGGGAUGAUAAACAGUGCUAGUGAAUUAUAUGAUGGAGUCAAUGGAAAGGACAACAUACAGAAAGUGAAUUUUAUACAAGAUCUAGAAGAACUUGUUGAUGAAGUAGGUGAAGAUGGGAAGAGAAUAUUGACUGUGAGGGCUGUUACUGAUGAAACAGACCAGGAAAAGGGGGAUGAAAGGGUUGUCAAGGAGGAAAACAAUGAUUCAGAGAUCGAUGAAGACCUUAGAAAUCCUUUGUCAGCAGAUGAUGAAUCUCUAAGUGUGGAUGAAAAAGAUGAAGAACAGAAAAAUGUGGUAAUCAAAGCAUGUGAAGAUUUAGAGGGAGGGAUCUCAGAUACUGGUGAAGGAAACCCUGAAGUAUAUCCUUUGAUGGAUAAUGAUGUAAAGAGAUGUAUAGAAUGGAUUAUCAAAGUGGUGGAAGACCAAAUGCAAAGUCAUCUCUCGGCAUUAACUAGAAUAGGGAACUUUGAUGAUACUGAAGAAAAUGGUAUCAUGGAGAUUAGUACAGACAUAUCUGAUGAAGCUUCUCAUCUGAGUCAGACGAAGUACUUGGGCACCUUGGAAAAAAUAAUGGUCCAGUCUGAAAAAGUUUUACCUCCAAAUGAAUCUGAAACCCAAGUACAGAUUGUGGACACGUCGGACAAGGUACUGCAACAUCAGACUGAGGACCCCAGACAGGGGGAGUGUAUAAUAGGAUCUGUGAACCAUCAGAGUGAAGACCAUCCUAAACCUGUAGAGGAUACAGAAGUAAAGAAGAAUGUAUUAAACUCCAGCUCUGGAGUAAGUUUUACCCAAGAAGCUUCACUGUCACACUCGCAAGUAAAAAGCCCAAACAGGCCCGAUCAUGUUACGGACGGUUCAUGUGUGGAGAGAGAUGUUUGUAGUGAUGUAAUAUUAAGCAAAGGUGUGAUUGAUGAAGACAUUCAUAUACACACAGAUUUGAGUCCAGAUAUUGAGCACACCAUUGAACAGAGGGAGAGGGUGAGUGAGAUACAAAGCAGGUGGGAGGAUGUGGGUCAGGAUGGGAAUGAGGAGACAAAUGACAAACUGUCUCCUGACGAUCAAUGUAAUCUGAAGUGUCAGGAAAAAAAUACUGAAGAAGUGGAAAAGGAUGAAAUGUCUAGCAAUAAGGAAACAGAUUUACAUAAAGAUUGUGUUUUAAAAUCAGAGUUGGAAGUUGAUGAAGAACCAAAUGGUGACAUAUAUAGAAGUAAAGAUUUAGAACAUGAAGACAUUAUUGAGAAUGACAAGUUAGACAAAGAAAAGUUGGAGAAAGAUGAACAAGAUGUAAACAAUGAAAUGAUAGAGAAAAUGGUUUCCAAUGAAGGCAAUGCAGAGACAGAAUCUUGUGCAGACAUGAUGGAGCCUUUAACAUCCAGUGUUACUUCUAGUGAUCUAGUUUGUACCUUUUAUAUUGAUCCUAAUCAGUUAAGCUGUUCCACGGAGAAAUCUAGUUCAGUAAGCAAUAGUUUGGAUCGUAUAAAUUCAGUUGGUUCAGACCAGAUCAGCUGUCCAGCAGAAGAAUCCGAUGUAGUAAGCAAUAGUCUGGAUCUUAUGAAUACAGUUGCCUCAGACCAGAUCAGCUGUCCAGCAGAAGAAAUGGAUGUUGUAAGGAAUAGUAUGGAUGAUCAAUCAGUUGAAUGCCUUCAUUUAAGCUGCUGUGUGAAAGAAUCCAAUAUGGUAAGCAGUAACCUGGAAAGCAAGUCAGAUGAUCUGCAUCAGCUCAGCUGCUCCACUAAAGAGACUAAUUCAGUAAGCAAUAAACUUAAUGAUGAGUCAGCUCAUCCAAAUCAAUUAAACUCGUCCACAGAUGAAUCUGAUUCAGUGGACAAGAGUGUCAGUGUUCAGUCAGUUGAUUCUUACCCGGUAAGAUGUUUAGCAGAAGAAGCCGAUCCAGUAAGCAAUAACCUUGAAUUUAGUAACUCGUCUGCUUCACAUGGGUUAAAGUGCUCAACUGAGGAGACUAAUUCACAGAAUAAUGUUGAUGUUCAUAAACUAAGCUGCUCCGCAGUUAACAGUAGUGCGGGUGUGAAUUCAAAUGAUGGAACACCACUUAUCUGCCCCACGAAAGAAUCCAAUUCAGGAAGCAGUGUUGUACAUGUCAGUUCAGUUCAUUCACACCAACUUAGCUGUUCAACAGAAAAUUUUGAUCCUGUAAGUAAUUAUCUGGAUGAUUCACAUGGAAGCCAUGAACUCCACUCUGUCAGAGAGAAUAUUCCGAACAAAUCCAGCUCAGACAGUCAACAAGAUGAAAGUUGUGAUGCUGAGGACAGGAACUCUUUGUUUAACAUUAAAGAUGAGAACUUAUGCUGUAAUCCUGACAAAGGGAAGUCUGUGGAGAAACAAGAUUUUGAGGAAAUUUCAGACAUGAUUUUACCUGAAAAUGCAGCGGAGAAAGACUCUGAUAUAAGGACUUCUUCAGUCUCUGAAUCAAAAGCAACUAAGUGUGAGGUUGAAAUAGGAUCUGAUGCUGAAAAUUCUGUUUUUCCCACUGAAGAUGCAGAAGGAUACAGCCUGUCUGGAGGAAAAGUUCCAACCACAACCUUAACAGAAACUGUUUGUACAAACCUUUUAGAGGAAUCUUUGGAAUUUUCUUCUGAAAAACAGGAGCAGGAAGUGUUAUCAAAGAGUCGGAAAAGAAAGACAACAGAAACUGAGACGCCACCAUGUGGAGGUGGUAUUCCAGCAAAGAAACAGAGACUCCUCUCUGAGGAGGAGAUUAAACCAGUGAAGAAAAUAGUUUCUAAUUUCUUCAAAAUUCGAGCAUACUGGGAAGAGAGGAAAGAAACUGAUAAGAAAGUUUUAAGAUGUGAUCUGGUGAGAAAUCUUGUCAAACAUUUCUUUCUGGUGAAUUCCUCUCCAGAUUUACAAGUGCAGAGUAAAGGUGAAGUAGAGAGUAAUUCUGUGACUACUGGCUCUGCGAAAAUGAUUGUAUUGGAUGAUGGUUUAUCUGACAAAGACUCGAACAAUAACAGUGGACAGACUGACCAACCAGGAAAAGGAUUGACCAGUUCCUCAGCUGAGCUUCUUGACGAGAAAGUCAGGUGUGGUAUUGAUCAUGAGUCUUGUCCAGAUGAGACCCAGGAAGAAAUCAGGGAAGUUUUAAGUCUGUCACAGGAGUCUUCGUCAACCUUGACCAGUUCUCAACAAAAAAACAUUCCCAUUUAUCAGGCAUCUAUUGAACAAUGCUGUGGUAUUACCAUGGAAAUGGGUAGACCAAAUUCUCAAGGGAAAAAUGUUAUGGACACUCAGGAUAGUUCUCUAACUUGUGAAGUACAAACACAAGCAGAUAAUCUGGAAAUUGAUGUGGAACAAGACCAGGAACAUGAUUCAGAUCAGACCUACUUGGAUGAAGACAGUGAUCAACAUAAAUAUCCAGGAGAGGGUGACAUACAUAUUGUGAGUGGUAGAGGAAGAUCCAUCACUACUGAGUCAGAGACAAGUCAAAUGAGUGAAUUACUUCUGGAAAAUGUUGCUUUUCCUGAUGUAGGAUUAGAUGUGGAGGAAACUGAUGGUUCAUCGCCUGAGAAUUCCAUCUCGGGAGUACAAUCAGUAACAGAGGAUUCCAUUGGAAAUGAAAGCUUUCCUCAGGUUGGGGAAAAUUUUGAAGCAGCCAAAACAGAAGGUUCUCCAAGGAGUUUACAUUCUUCUACCAGUAUAGAUUACACCGCAGAGUAUUGUGCUGGAAUUGUGGAUUCAUCUAAUGACCUGCAAGAGCAUGAAAGUGAGAGCUUUGAACAACAAAGUGACCGUGAUGAAAGACUGAUAAACAAUAAAGAUUUUUCUGAAGAUGGUUCAGAAGAUCACAAAGUGUUGGAGUCUAAGGCAGAUGAGCAGAAUUCCGAGGAGAGCAGAGGAAUAAGUGAAGGUACUGUUGGAUAUAGUGUAGAACAUCAGUCAGGGAGUAGUGAGUUUGACUCAGAAGCUAUAGAAGUUCUCAGCACAAAGUCUACCAGUGAAAGCGAGUUAGAAAUGCUGUAUGGUCGGUCAUCCAAAAAGCCUUGCAGAUUAUAUAGCUCCUCUUCUGACUCGAGUCAGGAAGUCCCAUGCACAAGUCCAAGCAAGAAGGAUUCUAUUAUUUUGAAAGAUGCCAUUAUUAAAGUGUCAAAAUUGGAAGUCACUCCCACAAAACAGGAGGAAUGUAUGCAACAGUGCAGUUCCAAGGAUGAAAAUGAUGAUGAGGAAGAUGGUAAAAAAGAAUACAGGAGCCGUCUUCCAAGGCUUGAAAGUGACAGUGACUUGGAAAUAAAAGAAGAGAAACCUGCCUUGUCAUUGAAGUCUUUAGAUGAUAUCCACAUUUCCUUGUCUGAUUCCAGUAGUGAUGAGUUACCUGAGGUAUUGUUUCUCAGAGAGGAGAAGGCUGAUCCUGCUUUAUCUGUGUCAUAUAAUAGAGCACUGACUAUAAAAGAGGAGCCCACCACCCCAGCAAAAACUCCUGCACAGUCUAAAGCUUCCCAGAGGUUGGAGAGGACACCAGUCAAAUCUGCAGAUGGUUCAAGUCCAAGAAAGGUACUCAGAAAAAGGUUGUCUUUGAAGAGGACACCAUUGAAGAAGGAGAAGGAAGGUAAACUAACUCCUACACCCAGAAGAAGAAGUCCACGAAAACCAAAGAAGAAUAUGGACCAAAAACCAGUGAAAAGUAUGUACAUUGACAGUGACAUAGAAAUUGUCUCUGGGUCAGAGAGUGAUACAGACUUUACUCCUUCAAGGCUGAAGUUAAAACAGGAAGUUGUCAGUGGAUCAAACAGUGACUCUGACGGGGACUGCAGUAAAAGAAGACUCACUCAGUCCAGACAAGAGUUAUCUGGACGUAGGAAUCGCACAACGCUCAACUCCAACCAAACAGAAAAUGAAAGGCCAGAGACAUCUAAUGAACAAACGGACAACGAAAAACCCAUGCCAUCUAAUGAUGAGGAGGAUGGAAUAGAGAGGAUUUAUCCAUUACAUGAAAACGAUGGAAUUAAGAAGAUGCAUCCAUUACAGAAACUGUCCUCUUUGGAAAGUCAAGAUGCUGGGUCUAUGUCAGAUAUCUUCCAGUCAGAGGAGUCCAAAGAUGAUGACCUCAUCCAAUCAGAUGGUGAAAAAACAAUAGUGGAAAAUAGAGAGAAAGGAGAUGAGAACAAAGGACAGACUCCACAGACCACAGCUGAUAAUGGUGCAGAACAUUCUAAUGAUGUAUCAGAUGCCACAGAAAGAGCUGGCUCAGCAGGUGUAGCAGAAAAAAAGCUUCAGGAUAAAAAAGGGGCAAGUGAAGGUCCAGAAAAAGAAACAGCAGAUACAAUGAAAGAAAAUUUACAAAUGGCAGAUAGCAAACUUGAUAAUAUGGAAAGGGAUAAUGAGGAUGUACUUACAGAUCCAUAUAAAGACAAAGUGAAGGAUGGAAUUGAUAUCCCAGACAUUGAUCACUAUGGUGAGGAUUAUGUGGCUGACACUUGUCCUGAGGAGAGUGAGGAGGAGACAUGGGGAGUACCCCCUCCUUUGUCACCAUACUGUUCCCAGGCCCUGUCUCCUCUUAUUCCAGAUGCAGGAUCAGAAAAUGCUGGACUGGAGACCAGCACAGACGUGGGGGAUAGUACCAGCAAAGCUAGAUCACAAGAAAAGACACCUCAAAAAACUCCAAUAACAAUGGAAUUUGACAGUGACAGUGAGUUUUCUGAACCUGAGGUCAAUUUUGAUGCAUUGAAUUCGCCUGAUGUAAAUCUUCACAGUGGAAUGGGUGAGGAGAAUAUUGAUUCUGAUGGAGACACCAAUGAUAUUGGAGGCAGUGAAUCUAACAGGUUGAUGGAAAUGGAAUAUGAUGAUGAUUUACCAAGCAUUAGUCGGAAGAGGAAAUCUCAAGAUGAUAGUGAUGAUUUCAUUUCUACGCCAAAGAGGUCAAAGACAAAGAAAAGCAGAGACAAGGCCAAAGACAUCAAAGGAAUGACCCUUGGUACACAGGCUGCUACCAACUUAUCGAGUGAUCAGAAAGGAUCACGUGAUGUGAAAAAAAAAACAUCGUCACAGAUGUCAAAAGUCAGACAACUAAUGCAGAAGCUGAAAGCUAAGAAAUCUGGUGGGCAGGUGGUGGAGGAGAGUCCAGAUCCUGAAAGGUUCCCUGUACCCACCAGAUCUAGUCAGGAGACACCAGGUGAUGUUCCAAGCUCAAGUCGGGCCCAGAGAAAGCUUUUACUGGAUACUGGCAAUUCGUAUCAGACUGCUCAGAAUCACAUUCAAAGAUGCAGAGACAUUUUGCAGACACUGAGGAGAGAAUUUCAGCAGUCCCCUAGAUUAAUAGAAAAUCCCAGAGUAAUACAGUGGAUGAAGAAUAUGAAGGAGCUGGAGUCCAAGUUAGAACUGUCUAAGACUGUGAUAGCUGUAGUGGGGGACACAGGGUCGGGGAAGUCCUCCCUAAUGAACGCUUUACUGGACCAGCUGGACAUUCUACCCACGUCAGGAAUGCGGGCAUGUACAGCAGUGGUGGUGGAGGUGGUCAAUAAUCCCAACAACACAAAGUAUGAGGCAGACAUCACCUUCCUCUCAAAACAGGAAUGGCACACAGAACUCCGCCUAUUGUUGAGGGAUCUUACUGAUGUAAAUGGGAAGAUCAAGAAGGGAAUUCCAGAUCCCAAGUCCGAGGCUGGUGUGGCAUUCCUUAAGAUUAAGGCUGUUUAUGGAAAGAUUGACACAUAUGAUGUACUCAUUCGUCAAUCAGUAGUCACCAGGUGGCUUGACAGAGUCCGAACCAUUGCAGAAUCAGAUCCUAAAACCUUCAGGAAUUCCAUCGAUAAAUACAUAGAAACUGCUGACCCUGGUGCUGGGGGUCAGUAUUGGCCAAUCGUGAAGAAGGUUACAAUUCGUUUACCUAACUGUGAUGCCUGCAGUAGUGGAGCAGUACUUGUGGAUCUUCCAGGUGUGAGGGACUCGAACGCUGCCCGAGAUAAAAUAGCUCGAGAUCAUUUGAAGAAUUGUACCGCUGUGUGGGUUGUGUCCUCCAUUCAUCGGGCCAUUGAUGAUAAGACAGCCAAGGAUCUACUGGGAGAGAACUUCCGCAGACAAUUGUUAAUGGAUGGACAGUAUGGAAAUAUAGCGUUUAUCUGUACAAAGACAGAUAUCAUCAAAAACUCGGAAAUUAUCAGAGGGCUGCAUCUUGAGAAGGAUGUGCAAGCUCUUGAGGCGGAGAUAAAUCGUCUGGAGAUGGAGAAGAAUGAUUUAGAGGUCAGCAAAACCACCAACAAGCAGUGUAUAGACCAGAUGAGGAAGGAGAACCGAGAACUGAGGCAGAACAUUGAGGAGAUUGAGGAGUGCCGGAGGUCAGAGGACAUUGAUGGGAAAGAAGAUUCACAGGAGGUCCAAGAAAUAAAGGAUGUGCUGGUUGACAAGCAAGAAGCAAUCCGAAAAAAUAAAGAGCUGAUUCAGUCGUACCAUAAAUCUAUCACUGAAGCUGAUAACACCUGUCUACAGCACGAGAUGACCAUUGGUCAGAAGAGAAAAGAACUUUCCAGCUUGUGUGCCAAGGCCAGGAAUAACUACUCCAAAAAGGAAAUUAAAAGGGAUUUCAAGGCUGGACUAAGGGAAAUGAAGAGGAAGGCCGGGAUGUCUAACGUAGAGGAGAUGGAUGAGGAUGAUUUAUACAACAGCGAAGAUGAUGAUGAAGAUAUUGGAUCUUCAGCUGAGAACCUGAGGGUGUUCUGUGUCAGCGCCAGUGAAUACCAGAAAAUGAGGAACAUCAUCAUUGACGAUGGACCCCCUACUGUGUUUAGUAUGGAAGAGGACACUCAGAUUCCGGCCUUGCGGUCGUACAUCCACCAGAUGACUGCUGUUCGACACCGAAGCAGUAUAGAGAGGAUUCUACAGAGGGUGGCACAGUUUGUGUUUGAUGUCCAGAAUUAUCUCACUGAAAAUGGAACCAUUCAGACAAAGGGAGAAAGACAGAAAUCACAAAGUGCAAUUGUGCAGAGGACACAAUUACUUGUGCAGAAGUUUGAUUCCUUGAUAGCAGAUCUACAGCAGGAUAUAGAGAAGGCGUUCUCCAAUCAGAUCAGACCUAAGCUAGGAGAGGGUAUCACCGCAGCCUCAACAAAAGCCAAUGAGCAAGCAACUAAAUGGGGUUCACCGAUGAACAAGGAGAACAAACAGGCUGGGGGACUACAUUGGUGUACGUACCGAGCAGCUGUACAGAGACAAGGGGUUUAUCAAUCCCCGUCAUACGGACCGGUCAAUUUCAACGAGGAUCUCACAGCUCCUAUGUAUACAAGGAUAUCCAUCGUAUGGGAUAAAGUCUUUAGUGGAAUACUAUGGGGUUACUUUGAGAAGUUUAAGACAGCAGUACUGACUACACUGAAUCAAUUUAUCCAGAACCUGAUUCAAGAGCUUCAUACACAUGGUGUACAGCCAAGCAGUACACAGAGGGUCCAGGCUUACAUCUCAGACAAUGCUAAACAUCAGUUGACGGAGAUGGUGGCUGCCCUUAAAGAAUUUGUGACAGAGAGACAGAGGGAUGCUAACCGAGUUCUGACACCUGGAAUACAGGAGAACAUGACUCCAACCUACAAUGCUUGUGCUGCAGAGAGUGGAACAGGAACCUAUCAGAGGAUGAAGGAUGGCAUGGCAGCUGGUAUCGACAAAGCAAGGUUUUAUAUGUUUGAUGAUGCCUCUCGUAACCUGCUGCAGGAAUUGGAACAAAUCAAGGUUGAGGUGACAGAAAUCGUACAGGGAGUGUGCCGUGGUCUUUGUUGUACUGUACAGGUGGCCUUUGAGCCCCUUUGGGAGGCCCCGGGGAACAAUCUGGAACUCAGAGACACACUUAUACCAAGUGUAACAGAGGUUUCACUCCAGGUGUGUAAGAUAAUGGAGGAAGCAGGAGUAGAGGUACCUGUAACUAAUCCAGGAUCACUUCCUGUCACACCCACCAAUGGGGCUUCUGUCCAAUCAGCAGCAUCACUUCCUGUCACACCCACCAAUGGGGCUUCUGUCCAAUCAGCAGCAUCACUUCCUGUCACACCCACCAAUGCGGCUUCUGUCCAAUCAGCAGCAGCAUUUCCUGUCACACCCACCAGUGGGGCUUCUGUCCAAUCAGCAGCAUCAUUUCCUGUCACACCCACCAACGGGGCUUCUGUCCAAUCAGCAGUGACAAAUGCAGAAGGAUAUCAGGGUAUACAGAGAACAGAUGGUAACUCAUUAGAAUUGCUGUUGAGUUUUGUUCUUGAGGAACUUCUAGCCGGAUCUUCAGAUUCUGAACUUCUCACCUCAAUCAAAACAGAACCAUCAUACAAUGUUUCCAAAAUCAAGAGAGAAAGGACAGUCUCUACUCAGUAUGCAACUCCAGUCAGAUUUUCCUCCAUAAAAUCAGAACCUUCAUCUGGUAUUCAAGUUUGUUGUUUUUGUGGACACCCAGGGACUAAUCCCAGUGAAUGUGAUAAGUGCCAUGUCCCCAGACGAUCCCCUCAAGGCCAUCUAUUCAAGAGUUGUAAAGUUUGCAAACAGAUGGGAGAGAAUGCCCAAAUAUGUGAAAUCUGUAAGAGAUGCCGUCAAUGUUUGAAUAUCAUCACAUCUCUAAACCAGCAAUGUGAACACUGCCAAGCUCCAAGAUCAAGGAUUGUAGGAUCUACAGGCAGUGUUUCUAUGAAUCAACAAAAUGUUGUGUCUCAAACCAUCACCUCUGCAAGUGUCAGCUCAGUUCCACAGAAUCCGUCCACACGUACAGCAGAUCAAAGCGGUGCCAGAGUCAGUGAUGGAUCAGCUUUUAGAGUAAUGUUCUCCACACUUCCACCAAAUGUUGUUCAGCAGACUACCUUCCCAGCCAGUUCAUCUUGCCAAAUUCCGUCUUCCACACUUCCACCCAAUGUUUGUCAAACCUCCAGUAAAACUCGCAACCCAUCAACAUAUACCAAUAGUGGUAAAGGUCAACCACACCAUGAAAUGUUUAAUACAUUAAAGAGACUAGCUGAUAAAGUGGGUUCACCCAAGCAUCAGCUAUCUGCUUCCCAGCCUGUACGACAGGGCAGAAACACAGCCACUCAUUCCCAGGGACCAACUAUGUCACAGAUAAGAAGUCUUACUCCACAGUCUAGUAAUCAGAUCCUGUAUGACAGACGAAGUAGUACGCCUUAUAGCAGACUGAGUAGUAGCCAGCCAUCUGAUCAGAAAGAUAGGAAGCGUACCAUGAAACCACCCUCCAGAGUGCCAAAAAAUUUAGGAUUUAAGGACAUGAGGAACAAUCCAUGAUUCAGUAGGAUUUAAGGACAUGAGGAACAAUCCAUGAUUCAGUAGGAUUUAAGGACAUGAGGAACAAUCCAUAAUUCAGUUGGAUUUAAGGAGAACAAUCCCUAAGAAGAGAGUUGUACAGCUGUAGGAGAUUGUUGUAACCACAAAAUGGUGGAUGCCACUGAAAUACUGUGGAAUCAUUAGAUUUUAUGGUGGCCUAAUAUUUGUGGAAUGACAUCCACAAAUUAAUAUCCUCAGAGAGUUAUUACAUUCUCGUUUCAGAGUUAUCUUUCCUUCUGUAUUUAUGAUUGAAUACACAAAAUUAUGUCUCCAUGAUCUGGUAAAAUCAAGCAAUCUAUGAAAAUUAACCCCCAUGAAUUUUAAUGACUCCACAGUAGUAUAGGUUAUAGUGCUACAUGCAGUGCUUUUAUACCAACACUUUUUUAAACUUUUUUUUCAAUCAUGGUCAAAAAAUGUUUAAGCUCUCCUACAUGUACUUACUGUUGAACUGUUUUGCUGAAUAAAUUUGCAUAAUCUGAUGGUUUUAUAUUGUAAAUGACAUGUAAAUUUUGAUGUUUUUAACCUUUUGAAUGUGUUGUAAUUAACUUUUUUGUUUAAUUCAGAAAAUCAACUAUUAGAGAUCUUUAAAUUAAAUAUUGGAAGGUUGUUGCUAUUUUGACAUUUUUUUGUAUGUUUUUUUUUUUUUUUACUUUUUAAUUCCACUUUUAGUAAA